GUCCACAGAGAAGGGAUGAGAAAGAGAGGGCCAGGCAUGUCCUGUCACCAGCAGCGUCCUGUUGCCUCACUGUCAUGCCUAUAGUUGUGGCCACAAUAGGUGAAGCUUAGCCCAGGUGUUGGCGCGCAUUGUCUGCAAGCACAGGCGUGCAAUUUACCUGGAAGUGUAUAAUUAUGAGUUUGUCACUAAACCCGGGCCUGUCGCCUUCUUCACCCAGUUGGAGGCGACUUUAUUUCAGCGCUAAAUCCAGAUCACGUGACUUGCGCGCACAGAAAACAAAAAUCAGAUAUAUGAAUUAAUUAAUUAAUGAAUUGAGGUCGUUAACGUGUCCCCGUCCUGACGUGUGGUUUGCGCAGUGGAAGUGAGUCGGUGACUUAAGGGGUUAAGAAUAGCUGAUGCGCGGCGGUAAAUGAAGUGUCGGUUUUCAGCGCAAACUCCUCCUCUACGGACCGACUGCGCUUUUUCUUCCACUUCAACAACCAAGUAGUUCUCGGAGCGCAUUCCCCGGCAGCAAUGUGGAGGGAAGAGGCGAGCCGUUGAUUUCCUUUUUUGUUUGUUUUUAUUCUUUUUUUAUUUUUAAAAACACUUUCUCAUCCUCUUCAUUUGUUUUUAAUUUUUGGGGUGUUUUUACUUUUUUUUUAUUUGGAGAAGUGUUUCCGAAGUGAAGAAAGUGGGAGCUUUUCCUCUGUUUUCCGCUUUCGCCUUGUUUUUUCUUCUUCUCACUCACACAUGGAUGUUAGGAGAUGAGAUCGGACGUGUUGCUCGCUCUCGACUAGGCUCCCCCGACGCUUGGGUUGCUUCUGUGAGAGGAAGAAAGUCCUCAGAUCCACGCAAAAGAACCGCAAAGUUGAGCUGCUCCGGAGGCGAAAGUUUUGGCCAAAGCUGCUCCGAACGCGACAUUUGCAGUGUGGAUUUAUGAACGCGCCAUGGAGCGAGAAUUAAGAAUGGAACGGGAGUUUUGAAACAUGAACUGUUUCUUAUAGUUGCUUCUCUGCGCCAGUUUGGACUAAGAGAUAAAAAAACUGUUUUGUUGAAAGUUUCUAAUUUUUGUUUAGUUUGAGCUCAUCCACUGGUGUGCAGAAAUGCCUCAACUAAACGGAGGCGGCGGGGAUGACUUAGGGGCCAACGAUGAAAUGAUCCCCUUCAAAGACGAAGGGGAGCAGGAGGAGAAGAUCUCCGAAAACGUUUCCGCGGAGAGGGACUUGGAUGAUGUGAAGUCGUCCCUCGUGAACGAGUCGGAAAACAACAGCAGCUCGUCUGACUCCGAGCAAGCAGAGAGGCGCCCCCAAACCAGACCAGACUCAGAAAGUUAUGAGAAAACAAGAGAGUACUUCAGUGAAGCCUUGAGGAGACAGCAAGAUGGUGGCUUUUUUAAGAGUCCCCACUACCCUGGCUACCCGUUCCUCAUGAUUCCAGACCUCACCAAUCCCUACCUAUCCAACGGCUCACUGUCUCCCGGUGCAAGAACAUAUCUGCACAUGAAGUGGCCCCUCCUGGAUGUUCCCGGCUCUGCAGGAAUAAAAGACUCCCGUUCUCCAACACCAGGACAUUUAUCCAAUAAAGUCCCCGUGGUACAGCAUGCCCACCAUAUGCACCCGCUGACGCCUCUCAUCACCUACAGCAGCAAUGACCACUUUUCCCCCGGCACGCCGCCAUCACACCUCUCGCCAGAGAUCCUCGACCCAAAGACAGGUAUCCCUCGGACGCCUCACCCAUCAGAGCUUUCUCCGUACUACCCCCUGUCUCCUGGUGCCGUCGGUUCCAUUGCACACCCUUUGAGCUGGUUCAUGCCACAGCAGGGCCAGCCCAUGUACUCCAUCCCUCCAGGGGGAUUCCGUCACCCCUAUCCAGCAUUGGCGAUGAAUGCAUCCAUGUCCAGCUUAGUGUCCAGCCGCUUCUCGCCUCACAUGGUGACGCCUCCUCCGCACAGUCUCCACCAAACCGGCAUUCCCCACCCUGCCAUCGUCUCGCCGGCCAUCAAGCAGGAGCCCAGCGGAGACAACAUCAGCCCCUCCAUGCAUGCCAGGAAGUCCCCGGUUCCUGCCAAGAAGGAGGAGGACAAGAAGCCACAUAUCAAAAAGCCCCUGAACGCUUUCAUGUUGUAUAUGAAGGAGAUGAGAGCCAAAGUGGUGGCAGAGUGCACUCUGAAAGAGAGUGCCGCAAUCAACCAGAUCCUUGGGAGACGGUGGCAUUCUCUGUCAAGAGAGGAGCAAGCCAAAUACUAUGAGCUGGCCAGGAAAGAGCGGCAACUCCACUCCCAACUCUAUCCUGGAUGGUCAGCGAGAGAUAACUACGGAAAGCGGAAAAAGAGGAAGAGAGAGAAUAAACCAGACUCAAAACCAGAGGACUUCUCAAUAAGGAGUAAGAAGCAGUGUGUGCAGUACCUGCCCUCAGAGAAGAUGUGCGACAGCCCGGCGUCCUCUCACGGAAGCAUGCUGGACUCGCCGGCCACGCCCUCUGCUGCCUUGGCCUCCCCCGCCGCGCCCGCCGCCACUCAUUCGGAGCAGGCCCAGCCCCUAUCGCUCACCACCAAGCCGGAGGGACGCAUGCACCACCACUUCUCUCUACCUGGGAAGGCCUCUGGAUCCUCCUCCUCUUCCUCCUCCUCCUCUACCUCCUCCCAGACCGCCAUCUCUGUCCCCUCUGGCACUUCAGGUAGCCAGUCGUCCACACCCAUCCUCACCCGGCCGAUCCCCUUCACCUCCCUGCACCCCUCCAUGCUUUCCCCACCUUCCCCGUUCCAUCAGGCAGCCGUGCACUCCCAUCAUUCCCUGUUCCAGUCACAGCCCCUCUCUUUGGUCACCAAGCCCACCGAGUGAAUCCACACGAGCAAUUCUCUCUCAUUUAUUGUGCUGUAUAUUGCUUUUUGUUUUUUCUUUCAAAUAGGUAUUAGAACAGCUUUUUUUCUAAGUAACGAAAAGGAAGAAAUAUUAUUGGUCAAUAUUUGACCGCCUCCUUUUCUACGCCUCUCAAUGAAAAUGUAUUUUUUGUAAAGUUUUAAGGCAGAACUGGGUUCUUUUUGAUGCAUUUAUCCAAUGAACCUCUUGUAUAAAAGAACUGUUGUACAUAAAGUUUCUUUUAUAAAAACAAAAAGAAAAAAAAGAACGUCAGUACAAGAAAAAGAAACAAAAAGACAUUUUCCUUUUUAGCCAAAACCUAAUUAAGGUUAGUAUGAAGUUUUUAAGUCCUAGUUCUGGCCAAUAAUUCCAAUCCCCUUGGAAAUCCACCAGUGUGUGCCCCUUCGUUGACAUGUUAAAUAAACAUUUGAAAUUGUUUCUUAAAGCAAA
Molecule: messenger RNA, 3287 nt
Organism: Oryzias melastigma (Indian medaka)
Lineage: Eukaryota; Metazoa; Chordata; Actinopteri; Beloniformes; Adrianichthyidae
Gene: tcf7l1b
Product: transcription factor 7 like 1b
Exons: 12
Coding region: 1083-2819 (578 amino acids)
Biological process (GO): regulation of transcription by RNA polymerase II; generation of neurons; canonical Wnt signaling pathway
Cellular component (GO): beta-catenin-TCF complex
Molecular function (GO): RNA polymerase II cis-regulatory region sequence-specific DNA binding; DNA-binding transcription factor activity, RNA polymerase II-specific
Source: RefSeq, a predicted model, not a curated record